Messenger RNA from Lindgomyces ingoldianus, 1097 nucleotides. Its product is annotated as vesicle-associated membrane protein-like protein. Gene Ontology annotation, cellular component: membrane. The transcript is spliced from 3 exons. Gene Ontology annotation, biological process: vesicle-mediated transport. Lineage: Eukaryota; Fungi; Ascomycota; Dothideomycetes; Pleosporales; Lindgomycetaceae. Bases 153 to 890 code for a protein of 245 amino acids. The record is from RefSeq and is a predicted model, not a curated record.
CACCAUACGACCAUCACCUGUGCUACUGUUCCACGUCUCGCUAAUCGUAGCUACGAACCCUUCCAUCUUCGCUACAGUACGCAAUACCCAUAGGCACCACUAGAAGGCACUACUAGAGGGCACGCCUCCCGACUAUCCCGAUAACUGUAGCUAUGGCCUCCUCAUCCAGUGCGACGCCGCUGCUCUACGCAUGCAUAGCUCACAACACUACCAUACUCACCGAACAUACGAGUUCGGCCAGCAGCGCCACAUCCUCCCUCACCUCCGUCAUCCUCCCAAAGAUCAACCAUGACAGCCACCAAAUGCUGACCUACAAACUCAAGGACUACUUUGUCCACUACAUUGCCUCCGCUCCCUCUGACUACCCGCCCUCACAGACCAGCGCCGGCGGCCUCACGUUCCUGACCAUUGCCGAACAGAGUCUCGGCCGCCGCAUUCCCUUCGGCUUCCUCGUAAACACGCAGAAGAAAUUCCUCCAAGAAUUUGACCCCUCCCAGACCGACUUUUCCGCAUUGCCCAGCUAUGGCUGCGCGAGCUUCAACUCUUCGCUGAAGAAGUUGAUGGUCGAGCAAGGCGCUACACAGGCCGGACAGCAGGACGCUUUGCGCACUGCCCAGCACGAAAUCGAUGGCGUGCGGGAGAUCAUGACGGAGAAUAUUGAGCGUGUCUUGGAGCGUGGAGAGCGCAUUGAUUUGCUGGUAGAUAAAACUGAUCGCUUGGGAGUUAAUGCGCGGGAUUUCCGCGUCCGGAGUCGCGGCUUGAGGAGGAGGAUGUGGUGGAAGAACAUUAAGUUGAUGGUGCUACUGGUACUCGUGGUCAUAUUUUUGAUAUAUCUCUUUGUUGGUUUCGGAUGUGGGCUUCCUGGCUGGCACCGCUGCCUCCGGAGAUGAACGCGGCCUGUCAACACUUGAAUUUCUUUGCUUUGUACACAUACGAAUGAGCAUGCACCACUAUGGCGUCCGGCGUAUCUCUACCAUACCCGCCUAACAAAAAUAAAGUCCCAACCUCCAUGCUGCCGCAGUCCCCCGCAGACACAGCGUAUGAUUCCAGGAAAAAUGAAAUAGCUUCCCCCAGCCUUGAAAAUGCAAUAAUUACGU